This is a messenger RNA of Phlebotomus argentipes, 1782 nucleotides long. RefSeq names its product FAS-associated factor 2 (gene Faf2). NCBI's taxonomy places the organism in Eukaryota, Metazoa, Arthropoda, Insecta, Diptera, Psychodidae. The coding region runs from base 236 to 1558 and encodes 440 amino acids. The transcript is spliced from 5 exons. The record is from RefSeq and is a predicted model, not a curated record. Gene Ontology annotation, cellular component: endoplasmic reticulum. Gene Ontology annotation, molecular function: ubiquitin binding.
CUUUUCAUUUUGUGCUUUGCUUUUCGUUGCAAUUCCCACGUCUGCCAGUUAAAUAUGCAAUCAGGCCUGGUGAAAUAUCCCUCUAGAGACUCUUGCUGAAGUGAUUGACGCGGGAUUAAAGUGGUUCGUUGCGCCUGAAAGGCGAAAUAGUGAGUGCGAAAAUUCGUGGGGGCCAUCAUUGUGGGCUGAUCGUGGGAGCAAAUUGGUAAUUGGAGCAACAUCUAGACUGGGCGACAUGGAGCGGGAGGGUCUCUCGAAUAUACAGAUGGAGAUGGUGCUGCAGUUCCAGGAUUUCACGGGCAUUGAGGACAUCACAGUGUGCAGAGAUGUUCUCACGCGUCACAUGUGGGACUUGGAGGUGGCCAUUCAGGAGCAGCUGAACAUCCGCGAGGGACGACCAUCGGUGUACGCGACAGAAUCCCGGCCACCGCAAGUGAUCAACGAUCGGUAUCUGCAGCACGUGUUCUCGUCCUCCUCCAGCUCAAAUCGUCCGCCGUCCGGAUGGAAGGGUGUGUUCACGUACGUGAUCAACAACAUGUUCAGCUUCUGCUACAACACACUGUCCUCCCUGAUCAUGGCAUUCCUUAACCUCUUCAAGAGCAACGAGCGCAUCGUCACGGAUCCGCUGAGAGACGUCCUCACGUUCAUUGAUGCCUACAAGGAGAAAUAUCCCGUCCAUCCCGUCUUCUAUCACGGCACCUACGCCCAGGCGCUAAAUGACGCCAAGCGAGAGCUAAAGUUCCUUCUCGUCUAUCUGCAUUCCGAGGGCAAAUCUGAUGCGGAUUCCUUCUGUCGCAACGCGCUCUCCGAUGCCCAGGUGGUCGCGUACAUCAACCGCAAUAUGUUGUUCUGGGCCUGCGACAUCGCAGCCCCGGAGGGCUAUCGCGUGAGCCACUCCAUCAACGCGAGAACGUACCCCAUCCUGGUGGUGGUGGGCAUGCGGUGGAACAAGAUGAUCAUCAUGGGGCGAAUGGAGGGCGAUUGCACGGCCGAGGAGCUUCUGCGUCGCCUUCAGACCGUUGUCACGGACAACGAAGUGUACUUGAGUCAGGCGAGGGCGGAACGCCUGGAGCGGAGUCUCACGCAGACGCUGCGGAAGCAGCAGGACGAGGCAUAUGAACAAUCCCUGAAGGCGGAUCAGGAGAAGGAGCGGCGGAAGCAGGAGGAGAAAGAGGAGCAACUGAAGCGAGAACAGGCGAUUGAGGCUGAGAAGCAGGCUGAAGUGGAGCGGAAAAACAAUAUCGCCCGGCUGAAAAUCGAGAUGGCUUCAGAAGUGCCUUCAGAACCACCAGCUGAUGCUGCAGAGACAACAAGUGUGGUGUUCAAGCUGCCAAGUGGCGCCCGAAUAGAGAGGCGGUUCUUCCGGACAGACUCCAUCCGGGACGUCUACAAUUUCAUCUUCUGCCACCCCGCGUCUCCGGACCAUUUUGAGAUCACCACCAACUUUCCUAAGCGCAUCCUCUACUCAGAGGCCAAGGAGAUUGACGCCGAUGGCACGAUUGCGGAUGCGAAACUACAGAAUCGCGAGGUGCUCUUCGUGAAUGACCUGGACGCUUGAGGAAUUUGCUGAACAUUUGUGUUGGACAAUUGAGAGGCGAGAAUCAAACGAAAAAAAAAAAUUACCCAUGCAAAAGAUUUUUUGUGAGAAAUCAUCACAAAGCAAAAGCGAGAUAGAUUUAUCGAGGAAUUAAGAUGUCGUUACAAUUUUCUUUGAUAUGCAGGAGCGAUUGUUUCUAUGUGAUACAAAUUAAUGAGUAAAAUAAAGAGGAACUAUGUAUAAAA